This is a messenger RNA of Polyodon spathula (Mississippi paddlefish), 3689 nucleotides long. RefSeq names its product WD repeat and FYVE domain-containing protein 1-like. NCBI's taxonomy places the organism in Eukaryota, Metazoa, Chordata, Actinopteri, Acipenseriformes, Polyodontidae. Bases 31 to 1263 code for a protein of 410 amino acids. The record is from RefSeq and is a predicted model, not a curated record. Gene Ontology annotation, cellular component: intracellular membrane-bounded organelle; AP-1 adaptor complex. Gene Ontology annotation, molecular function: clathrin-cargo adaptor activity; metal ion binding. The transcript is spliced from 12 exons. Gene Ontology annotation, biological process: vesicle-mediated transport; protein transport.
AAAAAAAAAAAAAAAGGAAAACACAGAAACAUGGCGGCUGAGAUUCACUCCAGGCCCCAGAGCUCCAGACCAGUUCUUUUAAACAAGAUCGAGGGACACCAGGACGCUGUGAAUGCGGCGGUUUUGAUCCCUAAAGAAGAUGGGGUGAUCACUGUAGGAGAAGAUAGAACAAUACGAGUAUGGCUGAAGAGAGACAGCGGGCAGUACUGGCCUAGCAUCUACCACACUGUAUCCUCACCUUGUUCAUCCAUGGCGUAUCACCAUGAGAGCAAACGUAUUUUCAUUGGACAGGACAACGGAGCCAUAGCAGAAUUUGAAAUCUCUGAAGACUUUAAUAAGAUCACAUUCGUCAAAACCUACCCAGCUCACCAGAGCCGUGUUUCUGCCAUUGUGUAUUGCCCAGAGUGUGAGUGGGUAAUCAGCACCGGCCAUGAUAAGAGUGUGAGCUGGAUGUGUUCCAGGAGUGGCAGCUUGCUGGGGAGACACUACUUCAGCUCCUGGGCCUCCUGCUUGCAAUUCGAUCAUGACACAAAGCAUGCCUUUGUAGGAGAUUACUCUGGGCAGAUCACGUUGCUGAAACUGGACCAGAACACCUACUCCAUCAUUACCACACUGAAGGGACACGAAGGCAGUGUAGGAUCUCUGUACUGGGACCCUGCCCAGCGGCUGCUGUUCUCUGGAGCGUCUGAUCACAGUGUUAUCAUGUGGGACAUCGGGGGACGGAAAGGAAGAACACUGCUGCUUCAGGGCCACCAUGAUAGAGUCCAGUCCCUGUGUUAUCUGCAGCUCACUCGGCAGCUGGUCUCCUGUGCUGCCGAUGGAGGGAUCACAGUGUGGAACAUGGACAUCAGCAGAGAAGAGGCUCCCCAGUGGCUGGAGAGUGACUGCUGUCAGAAGUGUGAGCAGCCCUUUUUCUGGAACCUGAAGCAGAUGUGGGACAGUAAAACCAUCGGCCUUCGACAGCAUCACUGCAGGAAGUGUGGCAAAGCCAUGUGUGGGAAGUGUAGCUCAAAGCGGUCGACCUACCCAGUCAUGGGCUUUGAGUUCCAGGUGCGCGUCUGUGAUGCCUGCUACGAGACCAUCAAAGAGGAGGACCGUACCUCCCUGGCCACGUUUCAUGAAGGCAAACACAACAUCGCCCACAUGAACAUGGACUUUUCUAGGGGGCUCAUGGUGACCUGUGGCAGCGACCGGGUUGUAAAGAUCUGGGAUAUGACACAGGUGGUUGGCUGUAGCUUAGCAACAGGCUUCUCUCCCCGCUGAGCAUCAUUAUCCUACUGAGCCGUACCCCAGCCCUGCGGACAUAACAAUUGCCAUGGAAACACUGUCACUUUUUAAACCCUUUCCUUUCCUUCUGGAACACUUGACAUUUCAACACAACCACUGCUUUGAAGACAUAUUUAAAGUGGCACUGCUUUAUGACUUCUAGGUCACUGGGCAGAAAGUUAGAAAAAAGGCAAUUUCAUUAUACAUUUAAUUAGAAACUAUAAAGCACUGCAUAGUGGAUAUGGCAUAGCCCGAGAAAUCGGAUGCUUCUCAUUUUAAGCGGAUUACUCUUAAAGUCUUGGCUUCUCAAAUUUGUUAGGGCAGGACUAUUGGGCAGGGUUUAAUCAGAUAACUUCUAUUUUUAUGACACUGCAAAUUGCCCAGGACAUAGUGAAGUGCAAUGAAGUUGCAAUAUACAGCUAUGGCCAAAAGUUUUCCAUCUCAAUCCUAACAUUCUAGGUGCUGCAAAACUUUUGGCCAGAGCUGUAUUCUGUGUUACAGUUAGAACUUCUGAUUCAUACUCCAAAAAUAAAUUAAAAUGAAAGAGAAGCAGAGCUUUUUUUAUUGUACUUAAGGAGAUUACUUAAAUACAGGCUUGGAGGUAGACAGUAAUUAGAUCUUGAUUUGGAUUAUUAAUGUAGAUUCUGAUAUAUCUUUGCAAGUACUUACAUUUUUUUCCACAAAGACAACAUCUGAUUGGUAAAUAUUAAAAAAGCAAGUCAUGAAGACCAAUCACGAAGUUGGCAUCUUCCAAAUUCUCGCUGUUAUAUAACUGACGUUUUGAUUUCUGGUUCCUUCCUUUGUAUUUCUGGUGUCUGUGCUAUAUGCUGCAUUCAAACAAGUCUUUUAUCAGGAUCCUUUGUAGUAAGGGUUGCCCCGAUAGUGCACCGAACUGCAUAUAUAUGUGUGUGAGUAAAUAUGUAUAAAGAGUAAACUGGUUGCCUCAUGUGAUUGUUCUGGAUGCAGGAAUGUGGUGAUUUAAAAGAAAAAAAAAUGAUAGGCCAACUGAAGAAAUGGCUUGCACAGUAAACGAGAUUCUGACACAUCGUGCUGUUCUGCUGUUACCGGCUUUGUAUUAUUGUAAAAACUUUCUUUACUGUGUUAAAAAAAAAAAAACAGCAAGAGUAGUUUGUAAUAAACUGACACACCUCACCUGAGUUUACUCUUUUUCAAUUAAUAUUGAAUUUAAAGUUUGUCAUUGGUAGUUUACAUUAAGGGAAGAAGUUAACCAAGCCUCUUUGACAGAAGCACACGGUUUAUAAUUUCUAUUUGAUAGGUUAUGGACUGAAGGCAAUUUACUUCUGAUCGGUCUGAAGCUGAGCCACGGUGUCAGCACCAUCCUAAAAAUCUACCGGGACUAGAUUGUUUAAAUUUAGAGAAAUAUUUAGCAGUUCUGUCCUGUCCAACCUGCCAGACACUUGAGUACUAUAUAAUUAUAUUGUUAUUACUGUAAAUACUAUGUACCUACAUUUAAAAUAAAUAAAUAAAGACCAGUCACAAGUUGGCUUAUAUAAUGUAUGGAUGCACUGUUAGAAAUGUGUCAAGUCUGUUAAACAGCAGGUGUUAUUGUUGAAAAUGGGAUGUACUGUAUAUUACACACAUGUCAAGUACCUCCAGAGUACAAUAGUACUAUGUGUGUUUUUCCCUUAGUACACAGUAUUGUAUCAAAUGCAGUCCAUAAACGUCCCCCGCAGGUAAUUUAAGGUGGCUUGCUGAUGGUUCGUUAUAGUCUUCAGUUUUUUUUCCUGGGGUGUUGCAGAUAAAAUCUUCAGUGCCGUGAAUCACUGCCCUGGAAUGUAUAAGUCUGGUCUUCAGAUCCAAUGUCAGGCUUAAUAUGGUGAUGCUCAGAUAAGGCAGGCUUGUAUUUGACUUUCUGAUUGGCCUAGUUAAUAGCUCUCGCAACCCUACCCUUGUAGAAAUGUUCCGAGUUUUUUUUCCAGUGAUCUCUGUCUUAAUUAAUUUUAAUUGAAUCAUAUAUAUAUAAAAAUUAGAAAACCAUUAUAUACAACAAUACAUAAUCUCACUCGGCUAGAUUCACUGCAGUGCAAUCCCAUCACAGCCAGGCAUUUCAGGAUCACUCACUCAUACUUGAUUCAGGGUGGUGGGGUGCCCUUUAUUAAUUGGCAUUGUGUAGAUGAGGAAGAUGUAAGCAUUCAAAUAUCCCAGCAAUUUAUUUUGUUGAAUGAAGAAGACCAACAUUAAGAAUGCAUUAAGAAGCGGUGUUCAUGUCCUGCUAUGUACCCCCUUUGUUGUACAUAAUGGCUUUCUAAUGUAAUCACAGUUCUGAGAACUGUUGACAAUGUUCUUAACCUGUGUUUUUAACUAUUAAUUUCUAUUGAAAUGGUACUGUACUAAAUACUGCUGCAACACUAAUAGCCUAAUGCAUUCUACACUCGCAUAUUACAAUAAAUUAUAACUUCUCA